GGGCCUGGCUGUGGAGGCAUCCCGAUCCGCUCCGCUUCCGCGUCCGUCCCUUCCUGCCCGUCUGUCUGUCUGUCUGUGUGUCUGGCCGUCUGUCUGACCGCGGCCCACCUCGGGGACUCCGUCGACGGUGGCGGGCUUGUAGGCGACGACGUCCUGGUGGACGCCAUGGGCACUCGGCCCGCGGACGACGUUGACGGCGACAGUGAAGCCAGCGACGGCGGCGCCGACCGGAAGCGCAAGGUGCUCCUCGAGCUGACGGCGGCGCCCCAGGAGACGACGGAAAUCAAGACGCCGGGUAAGGCCAAGUCCAAGUCCAAGUCCAAGGGCAGGCCGUACCGGAAGGUGAGCUCCUGGUGCAAGGGCGACUACCGCAAGCGCUCCAAGAAGCCCAUGUCCGACAAGGGCCAGAGCCCCGACGCCGACAAGAUGGGCAAAGCCAAGGCCAGGUCGUCGCCGCGGAGGCCCUCGUCCGAGGCCAAGCAGGAGGACGGCCUUCACGGCCUGCACGGCCUGCACGGCCUGCACGUGGCCGACGAGAACGAGGAGGCCGCCAUCAGGACCAGGGUCAGGUUCCUGCUGGACUGCGUCAACAAGGUCCUCGGCCACACCGAUUCUGCCGAGAGGCGCCUGGAGGGGGAGGACUCGGGCCACGCCGCCGCCCCGUUGGACUACGCGUACAAGGCCGUGGAGCUGGAGGGCGACGGGCCGCCGCGGUGGCUGUGCCUGACGUGCCGCCGGGACUGCCGGGACGCCCCCGGCGACGAGGCCGAGACCAGCUUCACCGCCACACUGCGACACCUGUUCAGCCGCCACCGCAACGUCUGCACCAUCGUCACCAAGGCCGUCAGGCUGUCGGGUGCGACGGCGACCCUGGUGGCGGCCGUUCUGCCGGACGGCUUCGGGCCGCGCCCCGUGGACCGCGUCCUCGCGGAGGACGAGUUCCUGGCCAGGCCGCACGUGUGGGUGGCGCAGCUGCUGCGCGCGGCGGACGCGGCGGACGCCACGGACGCGGCAGACGCCAACCACGUGGCCGUCGGCCUGCGGAAGGUUGGCCGCGUCACGCGCAAGAGCGUCGAGGAGCGCCGCGCCAGUGCCACCACGCCCGUGCUGCCCGUCACGGAGGCGGACAGGCCCGCCCUGGAGGGGACCCCGAAGGCCUGCCCGUCGGCCAAGGCCAGUCGGUGCCCCGAGGCCGGCUCGAGGGACGCCUCCCAGGGGUGCCCCGGGGCGCGCCUUGAGGAGGCCACGAAGGACGGCGUCGAGGAGGGCUGCAAGGCGGAGGAGAGCCCGGCCAAAUGGCCUGGGGACGAAGCGGAAAGCCGCCUGGAGAGCCCUGCGGUGACGCCCAAGGAGAGCCCCGCAGUAAGCCCGAAGGAGGGCUCGAAGGACAGCCCGGAGGAGAGCUCCAAGGAGAGCUACUACACCUCGAAGGGCAGCCCGCAGGCAGCCCCAAAGGACAGCCUGGGAGGCGCGGAGGUCAGUCCCGGGGUGGAGCCUCACGCCGACUGCGAGGAAAUCCCCCUGGAGUGCUCGGAAGUCCUCAAGGCCAGCCCCGAAAGCAUCUUCCCGGACGAUUUCGACUCGACCUCCGAAGACAUUCCGCUCUCUUGCCUCGCGACAGUGCUCAAAUCGAGUCCCAAAACCAGCCCCAAAGACAGUCCGAAGCCCAGCCCCAAGUCCAGUCCCAAGCCUAGCCCCAAGCCCAGCCCCGACCUCGACAACACCAUCAACAGCAUGCUGGAGCAGGUGGGCUCUCCCCGGGCGGACGCGGCGUCCGGAUGCGAGGCCCACGAGGCUCCCGACGUCGCCAACACCGCCGCCAAGGACGUCGAAGACGGCCAGCCCUUCAUCUCCUCGAGGCCCGGCCUGCGACGCCGACAGCGCGCCCCGACGACCGUUGAACGUGUUUCUCCAGUGGCACUACCGAGUAGACUCGAACCGACGCAGGGAACGAGUAAACCAGAGACUGAUGGCUCCGACCAAAGCACUGAAAUUAGGGUAUCUUCUUCAAAUACUGGAGACUUACUAGACCAAUCAGAAGUAGUUAGUUCCGCGAAUGAAACCCCCAGUGCGAUUACCGGCAGUGUGGGCAGCAGCAGAAAAAGCGGGGGCUCUCGACCCAAGGUCAAGAGGUCAAGGUCGAGGAAGAGGUCAAGGUCGCGGAAGAGCAUCAACGAGGACCCGGGCCCUUCGAAGCGAUCGGAGGCCUCACCGAAACCCGCCGAACAGCCGAGCCCCGCCAGCCCCGCCAGCCUGCCGGACUUCCGCGGCCCCCUGGCCUUGCCGGAGGCCGUCGGCAACGUCGUCAAGGAGGGCGGCAAGCAGGCGAAGCAGGCCAGCGCGGCGGACCGCGCCGACAAGAGCCGGGUCUACGUCGAGGGCUCGGUGGACUCGGAGAUAUUCAAUAGUAAUCGAUUCAUUAAUUGA
Thrips palmi is the source of this 2427-nucleotide messenger RNA. Its product is annotated as mediator of DNA damage checkpoint protein 1-like. The transcript has 10 exons. NCBI's taxonomy places the organism in Eukaryota, Metazoa, Arthropoda, Insecta, Thysanoptera, Thripidae. The record is from RefSeq and is a predicted model, not a curated record. Bases 166 to 2427 code for a protein of 753 amino acids.